AUGGAGCUUCCAGGCAGGUCAGAUAUUGGGGCCUUCAUCUACGUGUCUGCCUUGUGCAGCAGCACCUGGCAGCAGGCUCUCACAGGCACGGUAGCAGUGAGGCUGCUGGUUUUCAAAGGUACUGUGGAGCUGGGAAUGGGAGAGGAGAAUGGGAAUGGGGUUGAAGAGGACAGUGAUGCAGAGAACUAUGGAGAAGAGAACGAGGACCAGGGAAAGUAUUCUAAAAGAAAAGUAGCCUCUAACUGGGAUCGAUACCAAGAUAUUGAAAAAGAAGUGGAUCGUGAAGGUGGAGAAUCACAGAGGGGCACAGAUUUCAGUGUCCUUCUCAGCUCUGCAGGGGACUCCUUCUCACAGUUCCGGUUUAUUGAGGAAAAGGACUGGGAUGGCGAGGCUUCGUGUCCAAAACAGAAUUCAGCAUUUUAUGUGGACUGUGAGUCGCUGGUCCGAGCCCUUCAAGAACUGCCCCUCUCGCUCCGACUCAAUGUUGCUGCCGAGUUGGUCCAGACCACCCUUCCUUUAGAGCUUCCUCAGGUGAAACCAAAGAGAAAUGAUGAGGGCAAGGGGCUAGGGAUGCAGUUAAAAGGGCCAGUCUCUGAGCUGAGGGCUGCUGGUCACUCCAGACCAGGGCCAUCUGAGGGGGCUCAGAAACCUGCUCCCCUGCUGCCGCCAGUAGCAGACCAUUUGGAAGAAGAAUUAGAUCUCUUGCUUAAUUUGGAUUCACCUGUAAAAGAGGGAGAGAACGUCUUACCGGCUCAGACACCUCUGGAUCUGGAAUCUGAGAAAGAUGAGGAGCUGGCCCAAGAAGAAGAGGUUCCCACAAAACCGUCUGUGAUGGAAGAAAAGAAAGUGGAAUCAGAGCACCCAAGUACAUCAAAAAAUGUCACAGAGGAAGAGCUUGAAGACUGGUUGGACAGCAUGAUUGCCUAAAAAACAAAAAAGUGCCUGAAGCAAAUCCUGGUUGCCUUGUAAGUAAGGGCUGUCCACGAACAGCUGGCUGACGGCACCCCUGCGCCUACCUCUGUGUCUCUCAACACCUGACAUAAUACAGUGAAGAGGCUCAUUGCACUUGUUCUCUGGCUUGGUAAUUUAGUAGAUUCCUCAAGGGCACCAGGGCGGGGGAUGAAGCUCUUGUUUCCUGCCUCUUCCUCUUGAUUCUAGCGUAGCAAGUGCCAUGGAAGAGAACAGAAACAGCCCACAAGGUAGUCCUUUGGCUGAGUAACUGGCCUGUCAAUGUUUCUUCUUUCUGGGCGGGUCCCAGGGCUUUUUGUCCCAUGUCCCUUUCCCAGGCAGUUGCAGUGUGGAGGCAACGCCAAGAGGCACGUUACGAGGCCAACGCACAGACUGGUUUGUAUGACUUUAUUGCAGUGGGCACUUCAUUUUAUUUAAGGAGAUUCACCAAAGCAGCUCCACUACUUACAGGGGACCAUAAAGCAUUACUCGAUUUGGCAUAAGAUUGAGAGUUUCUGAAAUUUCAGUACAGUACUUUUCUUCUAAUAACAGCAGUUGACAAGCUGUUACUGAAAAAAAUUGUCUGAGUCACCUCCAAGUGCAAUUUCAUAAAGACAGAGGAGCAACACAACUAGUUAAUGGAACCGUCUGGAACAUAAACAUAAAAAACUUGCAUAGCUAUAUCUAAAGAGAUUUUUAAGGCACUUACUUGAUAUUUCAGUGUCGACAAAGUGGUGGUUUUUUUUCUAUGUCUUUAACUGCUUAAAGCUUUUCAAGCUGAUUCUGGAUACAUUCACUAGCAAGUACCAUGGGAAAAAUUAGACUGCAGUUAAAAUGAGCUUUUGUAGUUCAGACCAUGAGUCACUAGCGCGAAACUGUCAUGUGACAUUAGUGUUGAAGACUUCAUACUUCUCCCUUUUUCUCAAUGAUGCUCUCCCUGCCACUUAGUUAGAACUGGACCACUGGAAGGCAUUCAACUAGUGACUCCGAGAGUCUCUGCUGUCCUUACCCCUCCCACACGAGGUUUUUUGACAGGUUAUCUCCCACAGUAUACAUCCAUUAGGUACAUAAAAGCUAAAUCAAACUCCAAAAUAGCACAGAUUUUAACACAUACUUUCUUGUAAGGGAGGCAUUUAGAAAAUGCCACAUUUCAGAUGUGUUGCAGGCCCCUAAAUGGAGGAUGUCAUCUUGCCUGAAGGUGACCAUCCAGAGCUGUAGCC
Molecule: messenger RNA, 2168 nt
Organism: Condylura cristata (star-nosed mole)
Lineage: Eukaryota; Metazoa; Chordata; Mammalia; Eulipotyphla; Talpidae
Gene: AVEN
Product: apoptosis, caspase activation inhibitor
Exons: 6
Coding region: 1-927 (308 amino acids)
Biological process (GO): negative regulation of G2/M transition of mitotic cell cycle
Source: RefSeq, a predicted model, not a curated record